Molecule: messenger RNA, 234 nt
Organism: Plasmodium gonderi
Lineage: Eukaryota; Apicomplexa; Aconoidasida; Haemosporida; Plasmodiidae
Product: U6 snRNA-associated Sm-like protein LSm6
Exons: 1
Coding region: 1-234 (77 amino acids)
Biological process (GO): mRNA splicing, via spliceosome; maturation of SSU-rRNA
Cellular component (GO): U4/U6 x U5 tri-snRNP complex; U6 snRNP; nucleolus
Molecular function (GO): RNA binding
Source: RefSeq, a predicted model, not a curated record
AUGAGCUCCAACUCCCCUAAGGAUUUUGUGGAAAGCCUAAAGGGGCGUGCCGUAAUAGUACGACUGAAUAAUGGGUCAGAUUACAAAGGAAUUUUGGCUUGCCUAGAUGAACGUAUGAAUGUUGCACUAGAACAAACUGAGGAAUUCUUCGAAGGUGAAUUUAUUGAAAAGUAUAAUGAUGCAUUUAUUCGUGGAAACAAUGUCUUUUACAUACGAGCUAUUGAAGACGAGUAG